This is a messenger RNA of Cutaneotrichosporon oleaginosum, 1520 nucleotides long. RefSeq lists its product as uncharacterized. The record is from RefSeq and is a predicted model, not a curated record. Gene Ontology annotation, cellular component: cytoplasm. Gene Ontology annotation, molecular function: electron-transferring-flavoprotein dehydrogenase activity; flavin adenine dinucleotide binding. Lineage: Eukaryota; Fungi; Basidiomycota; Tremellomycetes; Trichosporonales; Trichosporonaceae.
ACGACACCGAUAUGCACCUUUCUCAUCUCAACUCAACUCUCAGCUAUUUCAGCUCCGGGCACGCGCUGCCCAUACCCCCUCUUUUUCUGCAAGCACCAAAAGUGGCGACGAGGCGACAACGACACGAUGGCACAACCACCAGCGCCAGAAUUGGCGGGCGCACCUUCUCAGGCUCUGCGCACUGUCGCUGUCCUUGGCGUGAGCUACGGCGGCGGACAUGCUGCAAAGCUCCUCGCGUCCCAGCUCCCGGAAGGGUGGCGCGUCGUUGCCAUCGACCGCAACACUCACAUGAACCACGUCUACGUCUUCCCGCGCGUUAUCGCCCUACCGAAGCAUGCUCCGAAAGCUUUCCCUCCCUACACCAAUCUCUUCAAACUCCCGCCAGCUCCCGAAGUGGACCCGGAGCCCGGAUCGCCUGCAUCGUACCAGGUGACGCAGAAGCGUGGCGUGACGAACGGCCCUCACGUGUUCGUGCACGGCGAGAUCUCGCGUCUCACGACAAGUAGUGUAUCUUUCCGCCGCUCAGGAGAAGAGGAAGACGAGACCAUCUCCUUCGACUACUGCAUCCACGCCCUCGGGGCAAGCCUUCCUGCGCCAUGCGACGUUUGGCGUCCCGACAACGAGGCACCCGGUACGAAGAAGGGUGCCGUGCACUGGAUGCAGAAGCAGAGCGGCGUGAUCGAGCGUGCGCCGCGCGUUCUGAUUGUCGGAGGCGGCGCACUUGGCAUCCAAUUUGCAAGCGAUAUCAAGAGCAUCUGGCCUGAGAAGGAGGUGACGAUGCUUCAUUCGCGCGCCCGCGUCCUCCCACGCUACCCCCAGGAGAUGCACGAUGCAGCGAUUGACGGGCUCAAGAGCCUGGGCGUAAACGUUGUGCUCGGCCAGCGCGUUGUUCAUUGGCCUGCCAGCGAUGCCGAGGGUGUCGAGCAAAUUGUGCGCACAGAUGCAGGCGAGGCCUUUACCGCGGAUCUUGUGCUGCCAUGCACCGGUACCAGGCCACACUCGGAGCUCAUGGCGGCGAUGGACGCGCACACCGUUAACCCGGCGAACGGGCGAAUUGCGGUGCGGCCCACGACGCAGGUGCGUCGCUUCGACGUGGCCAGAGAGAUGGAGGGGCUCGCCGUGGAUGACAAGGAGCCGAAAAGCGAGCCGGGACAGGACGCCGACCUCGACCACAUGUUCGCGAUCGGUGAUUGCGCGGACACGACCGCCAUUCAGGCCGGACACGUGUCGUACUACCAAGGCGUCGUGGCCGUCAAGAACAUCCUCAAGAUGAUCGCGCGUGAGAACGCCACUCAGAACCACGGCCCCAGCGCCGAGUCCGAUGAGUUGGAGACUUACACUCCCACCCCGCCCAUGCUCAAGCUUACGCUCGGAUUAAAAAACUACGCUACCGCCAUGCCUGACGGGGUGACUGUCGGCGAGGACGGCGUCGAAGACCUUCAGGCGCGCGUCAUGUGGGGUGUAUACCAUGCCGAUGACCUUCCAGAUGAGGCCUAAUGCAGGAAGUGGCUUGGACGGGG